AUGGCCGAUGCAACUGCCUCUGGCUCAGCCGACAAAUCCGUGCAAGUGAAACUCGUUCUACUUGGUGAAGCCGCAGUCGGCAAAUCAUCUGUUGUUCUUCGCUUUGUCUCCAACGAGUUCCAACCGAACAAGGAGCCCACCAUUGGUGCUGCGUUCCUGACGCAGAAAUGCCGACUGGAGGAUCGAGUGUUGCGUUAUGAGAUUUGGGAUACUGCAGGGCAAGAGCGAUUCCAUUCGCUGGCGCCUAUGUACUACCGAAAUGCCCAGGCAGCCGUUGUUGUCUUUGAUGUAACCAAGGCCUCCAGUCUGGAGAAGGCCAAGUCGUGGGUCAAGGAGCUACAGCGUCAGGCCAACCCCAAUAUCGUCAUUGCCCUUGCCGGGAACAAGGUCGAUUUGGUGCAAGCUUCGUCGUCGUCAACGGGCGCAACGGCAACAUCUGAAUCGGAAGACGAGGCUGACGACGCAACUGCCACACCAGGGGAAACUCCUGGCUCAGUUGAGCCAGAGAGUCUCCGUCAAGUACCGCGGGAAGAGGCUCAGGCAUACGCUACGGAAGCUGGCCUCCUCUUCUUCGAGACUAGCGCCAAGACGGGAGAGGGCAUUGUUGAGAUAUUUACCGAGAUUGCCAAGAAGAUCCCAAUUGAGCACAUUCUGGCAGCUACCCGCGGCGCUACCGGCCGACCUGGAGCGGGUGGUAGUCGCGCGGGAACACAACAAGAUGGGGCAGUCAAUCUGGACGGCAACGCGAAGCCCAAGGAGGCUUGCAACUGCUGA
Molecule: messenger RNA, 774 nt
Organism: Mycena indigotica
Lineage: Eukaryota; Fungi; Basidiomycota; Agaricomycetes; Agaricales; Mycenaceae
Exons: 6
Coding region: 1-774 (257 amino acids)
Molecular function (GO): GTPase activity; GTP binding
Source: RefSeq, a predicted model, not a curated record